Molecule: messenger RNA, 2475 nt
Organism: Lucilia sericata (common green bottle fly)
Lineage: Eukaryota; Metazoa; Arthropoda; Insecta; Diptera; Calliphoridae
Biological process (GO): sensory perception of smell; detection of chemical stimulus involved in sensory perception of smell
Cellular component (GO): plasma membrane
Molecular function (GO): odorant binding; olfactory receptor activity
Source: RefSeq, a predicted model, not a curated record
AUGAUGAAGGACGGAGGUUAUAUGCACAACUUCUUAAAACUUAAUGAUAUUCUAACGAAUAGUGAAAAGCAACAGAAUUUUAAAUGUGUACAACCUUAUGAGGAUUUGGGUAAUACGAAAGGGAAAUCCUUUUUAACACUUAUCAUAUUUUUUGUGGGCAUUAUCAAUAUGAAUAUAAUGCUUUUAAGUGAAGUUGUCUUUGUUAUAAUGGCGGUGGUAAAUGGUAAUAAUUUUUUGGAGGCCACCAUGACCAUGUCCUACAUUGGUUUUGUUUUAGUGGGAAAUUGCAAAAUGUUAUUUGUUUGGAGGCAAAAGUCGUCCUUAACUAGAUUUGUUAAUGGUUUGAAGAGGAUAUUUCCCCAAGACUUGGAAUUGCAAGAGUCAUAUCACUUACGCAAAUAUCUGAAGCAGUGUUCCAGAAUAACCAUGAGCUUUUCUUUACUUUAUAUGAUUUUAAUAUGGACUUAUAAUCUCUUUAGCAUUGUACAAUAUGCAAUUUAUGAUCGUUGUUUGAGCAUUCAGCAGAUGGAGCAAACAUUGCCUUAUUUAAUGUAUAUACCCUGGGAUUGGCACAAUCAUUGGUCAUAUUAUGUGUUAUAUGCAGCUCAAGAUCUGGCGGGUUAUACCUCGGCAGCCGGACAAAUAGCUAGUGAUUUAUUUUUAGUGGCCUGUGCCACUCAACUGAUAAUGCACUUUGAUUAUCUCUCCAGUACAAUUGCUCACUAUCAGAGUAAAGUGGGUAAAAGAGGUCUGAGUAUUACACAAGCCCAAGAAGAAGAUAUGAAUUUUUUAAGGAAAAUGACCAAAUAUCAUGCCUAUUUAUUGGAUUUAUCCGAACAAAUCAAUAAUGUUUUCGGUCUACCUUUGCUUUUAAACUUUAUAACUUCGUCUUUUGUUAUCUGUUUUGUGGGCUUUCAGAUUACUAUUGGCGCCACUCCGGAAACUGUAGCCAAAUUGAUUUUAUUUUUAUUCUCCUCAGCAGCCCAAGUCUAUUUGAUAUGUCACUAUGGUCAACUACUAAUAGAUGCAAGCACCAAUGUAGCCCAUGCUGUUUACAAUCAAAAUUGGAUCCCGGCAGAUGUACGUUAUCAAAAGAUGCUGAUUCUAAUAGCAGAACGUGCUCAAAAACCGGUACAGUUAAAGGCCACAACCUUUGUUCAUGUUUCGCGCGGCACCAUGUCGGAGAUCAUGCAAAUUUCGUAUAAAUUCUUUGCGGUUUUAAGGACUAUGACAACUGCUACCACACGUACCAUGAAGCUAGCCACUUUCGACGAUUUUAUGAAAUUGGCCAAUUUCUUUUACACCACCAUUGGUAUUCAACCAUAUAUCAAAGAGGAUGCUUCGAAAGGCAACAACAAUCUUAUGGCAGCAGUGAUAUUUUACUCAGGUGUCAUUAAUAUGAAUUACGUGCUGUUUAGCGAAAUAUUAUAUGUAAUAAUGGCUUUGGUGAAAGGUGAAAAUUUUGUGGAGGCCACCAUGACCAUGUCCUAUAUUGGUUUUGUGUUAGUGGGAAGUUUUAAAAUGUUCUUUGUGUAUAAGAGUAAAAAAGAUUUAACUAAAUUCGUCAAUGGUUUGCAGCAGAUAUUUCCCAAUACGCCAGAACUGCAGGCAGAGUACAAUAUGCCGCAUUAUUUAAAACAAUGUUCCCGCAUAACGCUGAGUUUUUCCGGUCUUUAUAUGAUUCUGAUAUGGACUUAUAAUCUUUUCAGUAUCAUACAGUAUUUGGUAUAUGAAUUAUGGUUGAAUAUACGUGAAGUGGGUCAAACGUUGCCAUAUUUUAUGUAUAUACCCUGGAAUUGGAAUAAUCAUUGGUCGUAUUAUUUACUCUAUGCGUCACAAGAUUUUGCGGGUUAUACCUCGGCAGCUGGACAAAUAUCGGGUGAUUUAAUGCUCACCGCCUUUGCCACACAAUUGAUUAUGCAUUAUGAUUAUGCCUCUUACAAACUUGCCAGCUAUGAGGUGAAGCGUGGUUUAAAGGGUAUAAAUGAAGAGAAAGGUUAUGCUCAGGAUAUGGAUUUCUUAAAGGAAAUGAUACAAUAUCAUACAAAUCUACUAGAUUUAUCUGACCAAUUGAAUAAUGUCUUUGGCAAACCUUUACUUUUAAACUUUGCCACCUCUUCGUUUGUCAUUUGCUUUGUGGGGUUUCAAGUGACCAUAGGAGCUACACCUGACACUAUAGUAAAAUUACUUUUAUUUCUAUUUUCCUCUAUAGCUCAGGUGUAUUUGAUUUGUCAUUAUGGUCAAAAUUUAAUAGAUUCGAGCACCAAUAUAGCUAGAGCUGUUUAUAAUCAAAAUUGGAUUGCUGCCGAUAUACGCUAUCAGAAAAUGUUGAUAUUAAUAGCUGAACGUGCUCAAAAACCUGCUAUUCUAAAGGCUACCUCAUUUGUUUUGGUUUCGAGAGGCACCAUGACAGAGAUCAUGCAAAUAUCUUAUAAAUUUUUCGCUUUACUUAGGACCAUGUAUGUUAAGAAAUGA